AUGGAUCUCUUCAAGAGACAGAAUGUCGCUGACCAAAACAACGACCCAAACAUUGGCGCUGCUCAAGAUCCAUCGAAGAAUUCGAACUCUGCUUCCACUGUACUAUCUACGCUAGCUCCAGUCGCGCUCAUCGCGCUAAUCUGGUUUAUCCUCUUCCUCAUCUUGCGGCGUAAAUUUCCUCAGAAGUAUUCGCCCAGGACGUUCUUGGGCACUUUGCGCGGAGCUGAACGCACGCCGAGUCUACCGAAUGGCUUCCUGAGUUGGUUCCCGGCGUUCUUCAAAAUCCCGGAUACUUAUGUCCUGAACCAUUCCUCCCUCGACGGCUACCUCUUCCUCCGCCUCUUAAAGAUUAGCGUUAUAUCAUGCUUCGUGGGAUGCUUGAUCACCUGGCCCGUACUGUUCCCAGUGAACAUUACUGGAGGCGGCGGUCAGCAGCAGUUGGACAUGCUAUCGUUCAGCAACGUAUCAAACAACUACUAUCGCUACUAUGCUCACGCUGGUUGCGCAUGGCUGUUCUUCGGCUUCAUCAUCCUCAUGAUCACUCGGGAGUCAAUCUUCUACAUCAACCUCCGCCAGGCAUACCUCAUGUCUCCCUUGUAUGCCAAGCGGAUGUCGUCGCGCACCGUCUUGUUCACCUCUGUCCCACAAAACUACCUCAACGAGGCCAAAAUCCGGGCAGUGCUCGGUGAACACGUACUCCGUGUUUGGAUCCCGACCGACGUCAGUGAACUCGAGGACAUGGUAGAGGAUAGAGAUAAAGCAGCGAUGAAGCUGGAAGGCGCUGAGACCAAACUCAUCCGAUUGGCAAAUGCCGCCAGGCUAAAGAGCAUGAAGAGUGGAGCUGGACACGAAGAGUCAAACGCAGGACUUGUUGACGACGAGGCUGAGUCAGGGUCUGCGGCAGCUCGCUGGAUUCAACCCAAGCAGAGGCCUACCCAUCGCUUGAAGCCUCUCAUCGGCAAGAAGGUGGACACCAUCAACUGGGCUCGCUCGGAGCUGCAACAUCUGAUUCCGGAGGUUGAGAAGGAACAAAAUCGGCACCGUGGUCUGGACGGCGCUAAACUUAUUAACUCGGUCUUCGUGGAGUUUGACAGCCUCUCGGAGGCGCAAGCUGCGUAUCAGAGCCUGACGCAUCAUCAGGUCCUGCAUAUGGCUCCGCGUUAUACUGGCAUCAACCCUGAAGAAGUCAUCUGGAGCAACCUUAGGAUCAAAUGGUGGGAGAGAAUCAUCCGCGUGAUCGCAACCACUACCUUCGUCGUCGUACUCAUCAUCUUCUGGUCGGUCCCUGUGGCAGUUGUCGGUGCCAUCUCGAAUAUUACCUUUCUCACAGAGCAGCUUCCAUGGCUUGGCUUUAUCAACGACAUUCCAGCAGCGGUGCGGGGCGUCAUUACGGGCUUGCUUCCUGUGAUUCUGCUUGCUGCACUUAUGGCCUUGCUACCUAUCAUCCUUCGCCUCAUUGCUAAAUUGGGAGGUGACCCUACGCGCUCUGCCGUGGAGUUGACUGUCCAGAACACGUACUUCGCCUUUCAGGUCAUUCAAGUGUUCCUCGUUGCAACCAUCGGUUCAGCGGCCUCCUCGGCUAUCCAAGAGAUUAUUCAGAACCCGGCAUCAGUGACCAGUUUGCUUUCGACACAAAUCCCUAAAGCUUCCAACUUCUACCUCGCCUACUUUAUCCUCCAGGGCCUCGGUGUCGUUGCCUCAAUAUUGGUUGGAUUGGCUGGUCUGGUCAUUGCUCUUGUAUUAAGUAAGAUCCUGGACAAGACCCCAAGAAAACUUUUCAGGAGAUGGACGCGCCUCUAUGCCCCCGGCUGGGGCACCGUCUUCCCAGUCUACACCAACUUGUUCAUCAUAGCUAUCUGCUACUCGUGCAUUGCGCCUCUUGUCCUGUUCUUCGCCGGACUGGGUCUAUGGUUCUUCUACUUCGCCUACCGUUACAACCUGCUCUACGUCUAUGAUGUCAACGUCGAUACGAAAGGGCUCGUCUAUCCGAGGGCGUUGCAACAGCUAUUCGUGGGUCUCUACCUGGCCGAGCUGUGCCUCAUCGGUCUCUUCGCGAUCAAGCUCGGCGAGAGCGGCGCUAUUGGUCCUUUCGUCCUGAUGAUCGCCUUCUUAAUCUUCACGGCUCUGUACCACAUCUCGCUCAACGCGGCGCUGAAGCCGCUACUCCAGUAUCUCCCGAAGAGCCUCGAGGCUGAGGAGCGCAGCCUGCUCUCCGCUGAGAACGGCAACGGUACCGUAGACGGCAGAGAGAAGAAUGGCACGCACCACGCCGAAGGCAACGCUACCCCCAAUAAGAAGCCAGGCAUGCUGGCCAAGUUCCUGCGGCCCGACAAGUACAACGAUUAUAGGACCAUGCGCCGCCUUGUGCCCAGGGACUUUGCUGACAUCAGCUACGAACCGGAAGUGGCGCGAGAUGCCUAUUUGAACCCAGCUAUUACGUCCACGCCGCCGCUGUUGUGGAUUCCGAGGGAUCCAGCUGGUGUGAGUAGGCAGGAGGUGAGGGAUACUGGCAAGGUAAUCGCCAUCACGGAUGUCGGGGCGCAUCUGGACGAAAAGAACAAGAUCGUAUGGGACGAUCCAAACAUCUCGGCGCCUAUUCAUGAGGAGAAAGUGUACUACUAG
Molecule: messenger RNA, 2622 nt
Organism: Coniosporium apollinis CBS 100218
Lineage: Eukaryota; Fungi; Ascomycota; Dothideomycetes
Exons: 5
Coding region: 1-2622 (873 amino acids)
Cellular component (GO): plasma membrane
Molecular function (GO): calcium-activated cation channel activity
Source: RefSeq, a predicted model, not a curated record